Messenger RNA from Funneliformis caledonium, 183 nucleotides. The record is from the annotation of a GenBank genome assembly. NCBI's taxonomy places the organism in Eukaryota, Fungi, Glomeromycota, Glomeromycetes, Glomerales, Glomeraceae.
ACAUGCACCGUAUGUGCUACGCCCCUCACUGCUGGUGUUGGGGAAGAAGAGUGUCUGGUCUUUACAUCACUGCAACGUGCUGUUAACCAAGACAUGCGCCGGUAUUUGCUACGCCCCUCACUGCUGGUGUUGGGGAAGAAGAGUGUCUGGUCUCUACAUCACUGUAACUCGCAUAUGGCUUAG